AUGGGUUUCAUUGGCAAUGCCAUUUACCUCGCUUUCCACCCGACCCAAUUGAGGUCAAUUAUUCAAUGGAAAGUCUGGCACAACCCGCCCCAUGAGCGCAAUGCGAAGAACGACACCGAGACUCAGAUUAUUUGCUACAAGUUCUUGGACCAGACCAGCCGCAGCUUCAGCACAGUCAUCAAGGAGCUGCAUCCGGAGCUUCUGCUCCCCAUCACUGUUUUCUACCUUGUCCUCCGUGGUCUGGAUACUAUCGAGGAUGACACGUCCAUUCCCCUGGAGACCAAGGAACCCCUCCUCCGAAACUUCAAGGACUUCCUAACCCAGGAUGGCUGGAACUUCACCGGAAAUCGUCCGGAAGAGAAGGAUCGGGAGCUGCUGGUUCAGUUCCAAAAUGUGAUCACCGAGUUCAAGAAUAUGAAGCCCGCUUACCAGGCCAUUGUGAAGGACAUCACCGACAAGAUGGGCAAUGGUAUGGCUGAUUACUGCGUCAAGGCUGCCACGGAGGAUGCGAGCGUGAAGACAAUUGAGGAAUAUGAUCUCUACUGCUUCUAUGUCGCUGGUCUGGUCGGCGAGGGUCUGACUCGCCUCUUCGUCGAGGCCGAAUUUGGCAACCCCGCUCUGAUGAAGCGCCCUGAGCUCCAGAAGUCGAUGGGUCUCUUCUUGCAGAAGACCAACAUCAUCCGAGAUAUCCGGGAGGACUUUGACGACGAGCGACGCUUCUGGCCCAAGGAGAUCUGGUCCAAGCAUGUGAAUGAGUUCGAGGAUCUCUUCAAGCCGGAGCACAAGGAGGCUGCACUCAACUGCAAUUCGGAAAUGGUUCUCAAUGCUUUAGAGCAUGUGGAGGAGUGUCUCUUCUACCUGGCAGGACUGCGGGAGCAGAGUGUGUUCAACUUCUGUGCCAUUCCCCAGUCUAUGGCUAUUGCUACGCUGGAGCUGUGCUUCCGCAACUACGCCGUCUUCGAGCGUAAUGUCAAGAUCACCAAGGGCGACGCGUGUGAACUCAUGGUUCAGUCCACUCAGAAUCUGAACGUCCUGUGCCAGACUUUCCGCCGUCUCACCCGUGCCAUCCACAAGAAGAACACCCCUAAGGACCCCAACUUCUUGAAGAUCAGUAUCACCUGUGGCAAGAUCGAGAAGUUUAUUGAGACUAUCUUCCCUAGUCAAAAUGCCGAGGAUGCCAAGCGUCGCGUGUCUGGUGAGCUCUCGAAGGAGGAGCUCGAGAAGCGGAAGGCGGAGGCGGAGAACAAGUCCGACGUCUUCUUCCUGUUGGCCAUUAUGGGUGUGAUCAUCUUGAUUGUGGCUGGUGUUAUGGUGGCUGCUGCCUGGAUGUUGGGAGCUCGCUUUGACCUUGCCUGGCAAGAAAUCCGCUCAGGCAAUUUCAGGCCUCCUGCCCCCAAGUCUCUUACGCACAAUGAGCUUUGA
This is a messenger RNA of Penicillium canariense, 1422 nucleotides long. RefSeq names its product bifunctional farnesyl-diphosphate farnesyltransferase/squalene synthase (gene erg9). Gene Ontology annotation, molecular function: squalene synthase [NAD(P)H] activity. Gene Ontology annotation, cellular component: endoplasmic reticulum membrane. Gene Ontology annotation, biological process: ergosterol biosynthetic process; farnesyl diphosphate metabolic process. The record is from RefSeq and is a predicted model, not a curated record. The transcript is spliced from 4 exons. Lineage: Eukaryota; Fungi; Ascomycota; Eurotiomycetes; Eurotiales; Aspergillaceae. Bases 1 to 1422 code for a protein of 473 amino acids.